UCCAAGAUGAUCGACAAGAACCUCCGCGAGGACGGCGAGAAAGCGGCGCGGGAGGUGAAGCUGCUGCUCCUCGGUGCAGGAGAGUCUGGGAAGAGCACAAUCGUAAAACAGAUGAAGAUUAUCCAUGAGGAUGGAUACUCAGAAGAGGAGUGCCAACAGUACAAAGCAGUGGUUUACAGCAACACCAUUCAGUCCAUAAUGGCUAUCAUCAAAGCGAUGGGGAACCUGCAGAUCGACUUUGGGGACCCUGCCAGAGCAGAUGAUGCCCGUCAGUUGUUUGCACUCUCUUGCACUGCAGAGGAGCAGGGGAUCAUGCCAGAGGACUUGUCCAACGUGUGGCUCUUGCCGUCGGGGCUCAGCGCUGCGCACGCUGCGGCUGUUGCUGGCUCCCGUUGGUUGGGGCUCGGCUCUGUGAUCGCUGCACCUCCUGCCGGCUCCCCUCGGUCGGGGCUCGGCUCUGCGAGCGCUGCACCGCUUGCCGGCUCCUGCUCAGUCAGGGCGGGCUGUUGCUGGCUCUCACUGGCUCCCGCUGGGUCGGAGCUCGGCUCGGUGAGCGCUGCGCCUUUUUCGGCUCCCGCUCAGUAG
Zootoca vivipara (common lizard) is the source of this 585-nucleotide messenger RNA. The record is from RefSeq and is a predicted model, not a curated record. Lineage: Eukaryota; Metazoa; Chordata; Lepidosauria; Squamata; Lacertidae.